Messenger RNA from Lipotes vexillifer (Yangtze River dolphin), 3339 nucleotides. RefSeq names its product ubiquitin specific peptidase 53 (gene USP53). Lineage: Eukaryota; Metazoa; Chordata; Mammalia; Artiodactyla; Lipotidae. Gene Ontology annotation, molecular function: cysteine-type deubiquitinase activity. The transcript is spliced from 15 exons. Bases 1 to 3339 code for a protein of 1112 amino acids. Gene Ontology annotation, biological process: sensory perception of sound; protein deubiquitination; response to auditory stimulus. The record is from RefSeq and is a predicted model, not a curated record. Gene Ontology annotation, cellular component: cell-cell junction.
AUGGCAUGGGUAAAAUUCUUACGGAAACCUGGUGGAAAUCUUGGAAAAGCUUAUCAACCUGGGAGUAUGCUAUCCCUAGCCCCUACCAAAGGCUUGUUGAAUGAACCAGGACAAAACAGCUGCUUUCUUAAUAGUGCUGUACAGGUUUUAUGGCAAUUAGAUAUAUUCCGAAGAAGCUUGCGGGUUCUGACUGGACAUGUUUGUCAGAAAGAUGCCUGCAUAUUUUGUGCAUUGAAGACGAUAUUUGAACAGUUUCAACACAGUCGAGAAAAAGCACUUCCUUCGGAUAACAUAAGGCAUGCUCUUGCAGAAAGUUUCAAAGAUGAGCAGCGAUUUCAGCUUGGCCUUAUGGAUGAUGCUGCAGAGUGCUUUGAAAAUAUAUUGGAGAGGAUUCAUUUUCACAUAGUGCCAAGCAGAGAUGCAGACAUGUGUACCUCUAAAUGUUGUAUCACUCACCAGAAGUUUGCUAUGACUCUGUAUGAACAGUGUGUGUGUCAUAGCUGUGGAGCAUCAUCAGAUCCUCUACCCUUUACAGAAUUUGUGCGGUACAUUUCUACAACGGCCCUAUGCAAUGAAGUUGAAAGAAUGAUGGAAAGGCAUGAACGCUCUAAGCCUGAAAUGUUUGCAGAAUUGCUGCAAGCAGCAAAUACAACUGAUGACUAUAGGAAAUGUCCUAGUAACUGUGGCCAAAAAAUAAAAAUUCGGCGUGUUUUAAUGAAUUGCCCAGAGAUUGUUACAAUUGGUUUAGUCUGGGACUCUGAGCAUUCUGACUUGACCGAGGAUGUUGUUCGGAAUCUCGCAACGCAUCUUUAUCUGCCCGGGCUUUUUUAUAGGGUUACUGAUGAAAAUGCCAAAAAUAGUGAACUUCACCUUGUUGGCAUGAUUUGCUACACUAGCCGACAUUAUUGUGCCUUUGCUUUUCAUACCAAGAGUUCCAAAUGGGUAUUUUUUGACGAUGCAAAUGUGAAAGAGGUUGGAACUAGAUGGAAAGAUGUGGCCUCCAAGUGUAUCCGAUGCCACUUCCAACCACUGCUUUUGUUUUACGCAAACCCAGAUGGCACAGCAGUUUCCACUGAAGAUGCGCUCAGGCAGGUCAUCAACUGGCCACAUCAUAAAUCCGUUGCAGAAAAUAUAGGAUGUGAAAAGCCCUCAAUUCAUAAGUCAGAGAAUUCAAAAGAAAAUGGAUUUGGUGAUCAGACAAAACAGAGAGAAAAUCAAAAAUUUCAAGCAGAUGGUAUUUCAUCAUUUAAUCGGAGCCACAUUCAAACAAGUGGCAGUAGAGGAACAGUUAAGUCAAGUCACAAUGAUCAAAGGGAAAAAAUAAAAGACAUUUCCAGAGAAUGUGCUCUAAAAGCCAUUGAACAGAAAAACUUACUUUCCUCACAAAGGAAAGAUUUGGAAAGGGGACAAAGAAAAGAUUUGGGCAGACAUAGAGAUUUGGUUAAUGAAGACCUUCCACAUUUCAAGUCUGGAUCACCUCCUGCCCCAAAUGGCUUUAGACAAUAUGGGAAUCCACAUCUAUAUCAUAGUCAAGGAAAAGGGCCGUGUAAGCAUGACCGAAUUGCCCAUCAGAGUCGAGCUUCUGCACAAACAUUAAGUUCAAGUAAAUCCCAGAUUCUUGCUUCAGGAGAGAAAAUAACUGGCAAAGUUAAGAGUGACAGUGGUACUGGAUAUGAUACAGACAGUAGCCAAGAUUCUAGGGAUAAAGGAAGCAGCUGUAAUGGCAGCACUAAAAGCCGAAAUCGAGGUUGGAAACCUAUGAGAGAAACAUUAAAUGUUGAUAGUAUUUUUAAUGAAAGUGAAAAAAGGCAGCAUAGUCCAAGACAUAAAUCAAAUAUUAGUAACAAAUCUAAAUGUAGCAAAGAUCAGAGUUUUAACAGUUGUCCAAAAGAGAAUCCAAAGCAAAAAUGUUUAAUGACUAUAUAUGAAGAUGAAAUGAAGCAGGAAACAGGAAGCAGGAGUUCCCUUGAAUUUAAUGGAAAAGGAGCAGAGAAAAAUAAAGCCCUCAAAGAAACUAAAGUUCAUGGUGACAAUUGGCAGAUGCAAAGGACAGAGUCUGGAUAUGAAAGCAGUGAUCAUAUCAGUAAUGGCUCUGCUAAUUUGGAGUCACCUGUUAUCGAUGGAAAUGGUACAGUGAUGAAUAUCAGUGGAGUUAAAGAAACCUCAUCCUUCAGCAACCAGAUUAAGACAAGCAAUCUAAACAUAGAUCGUAUGAACUAUACCUCCCAACAGAGCAAAAACUACUUGGAAGGCUUUAGAAAAGAACUCAAGAACCUGGAAGUAGCCUAUAAAUCUUAUGAAUCCCACCCAGAAUCACAUCUACAAAUAAAAACUCCUUUGAUAAAAAGGUCACAUAUACGUGAAACCAAUGGAAAGUUAUUCCCUUCAUCCAAUCCACAAAUACUCAAGGACCAUACAGCAAGAGAGCAUACCCACCAGUCAGAUGAACAGAAACUUGAAAAAGCACAUGAAUGCAAAUUUUCUGAGUGGCUUAAUAUAGAAAAUUCUGAGAGAACAGAUUUGCUUUUUCACGUUGAUGAUAAUUCUGCUUCUGCAAAGAGAGUGAACAGUAAUGGAACAGUCUCACCAUCUUCAUUGUGGUCUUCACACAUGAGAACUGUGGGGUUGAAGCCAGGAACUGCUCCCCUCAUCCAGCAGCAAAAUGUGAUAGAACAGUGUUACUCUGAGAACUCUCUAUCCAGGGAACAUCUCAUUCAGUCAACCUGCAGAUCUGAUGGUUGUCAGACGCCAGAACUUGUUUGCCAGAAUACCCCAGCCCCUCUGCCACCAAAGAAAUAUGCUAUAACCAGUGUGCCACAGUCAGAGAAAAAUGAUGCUGCACCUGCUGUCAAACCAACAGAGAUGUUUAAAGCUAAUUCUUCUAGUCUCCCAAAGCACAGUUUAAGUACAGCUUCAGAACCAGGUUUAGAAGUGAGUACAUAUAUGAAUGAUGAAAGACUUAAGGAAACAUUUCAAGCAAAAGAGUAUGUUGGCAACACAUCAAACACCCCGUCCAGCUCUUCAGCUAAUGAUUUUCAGGCAGACUCGGGUACAGCUGUUGGUGCUUCUUGCCAGCCAGAAAUAGACUCUAGUUCUACCUGUCCAAAUGAGACAAUUUCAUUAACUACUUAUUUUUCAGUGGAUAACUGCAUGACUGAUACAUAUAGAUUGAAAUACCAUCAGAGGCCCAAGCUCUGUUUUCCAGAGAGCAGUGGCUUUUGUAAUGAUAAUUCACUUUCUCAGAAUGAAAAAGGGCUAGGGCCUGUGUUACAUAGUAGUCUUGGUUCAAACUGCCCUUCCAAGCAAAGAUAUAAACCUAGUAUACAUUGUAAUAGAUAA